UUAAAAUUCCAUAUAAUCCAUCCAAAUUCCGAAAAAAAAAUAAAAAUUAAUCACAAAAAUCAUGGGUGGUGGAGGAGCAUUCAGAGCAGCGGCGAAAGUCGCCGGAAUCACCGUCGCAAACAGCGGAUUCCGUUCCGUUACGGCGGAGCAUCCAGUUUACACCGCCGCACGUAACGUCGUCCGUCCGGUGUCCGUUUCCGCUAUAUCAUCGUCAUUGGAAGAUGUGAAAUCCGGCGUUGUCACGGCGGUUAACGGAGGAGGCGGAGGAGGAUUAUCCGAUGUGUCGGCGGUGCAAAAAGUGGUGACGGAGUUUGAUGACUGGGAGAUGGCUGGUGAUGAGGAGGAAAUGAUGGUUAGUGUUGGUGAACCGUUACCGAGAGUUGUGUUUGGUGGUGCUCCGUCUCUUCAGGAAGCUACUGAAGCUACUUCUGAUCUCAAACACGCUCUCGAAAAGGUAUAUUUGUCUGGACCUGCUAAUGAAUGUGGAGGAUCUUGUGUAUCUGGCUCAAGCUCAUCACCCUUCUCCAAAACCUGUGUUGUCAGCGAGACUGUAGUGACAAAAUCUGCGCCGAAACAUGCUAUGCAGGCAUUUAGGUUUCUUAAUGAAACUCCUGCCGCUCAGAGCGUUGUUGCUUCAAUUGCUUGUGACCCAAAUGUGUGGAAUGCGGUAAUGCAAAAUCCAGCCCUUCAGGAAUUCCUCGAGUCACAAAAAACCAGUGCAUCAUUCCCAGACUCAGAUCACAAGAUAGAUGAAUCCGUUGCUGAUACUGAUUCGUUCUCUCAGUCAUCCCGAAGGAGUACGUCUUCCAAAUCUCAGGCCGACGAAUCUAAAUCCGGGAAUUCUUUUACAGAUUUUCUGCAGAAUGUUACACGAACAGUGACACAAACAGUGGUUGAUAUGAUGAACAGCUUGUCAGAUUACUUCAACAAUCUGUUUGGAGGCAACAAGGUUUUCUUUAAUGCUGAUGGAAGUGCUAAAUUAGGCGCGUGGAGACGACAUUGGGAGCUUCUUUCAUGGGUUUGGCAGUCAUGGUUAUGAUGGUGGUAGUCUCAAAACGCGGUCAAUCAUGAUUCUUCGAAGUUAUUACUAUUUGAAUUUGUCGAAGUUACAUGACUUAAAAGUGUUGCAGUUUCUUCUGGAAUAGGCAUUGAGGGUUUUGUCGAGGGUUUUUGGUCAGGCAAGUCUGCCAAUGACUUGUUGAAGAGUCUUGUAAAUAAAAAUAAAGUCGUUUUAGACAAAGUUUAUGUCCUAGUUUCUUGACUCUGUCAUCUCAAUGACAAUAAAGUUAAUGCAUUCAGCAGUGUGUGUUUUGCAAGGGUUCUAAAGCUUAAAGCACAUCACUGCAUUAACAUUA
Capsicum annuum is the source of this 1355-nucleotide messenger RNA. RefSeq lists its product as uncharacterized. Lineage: Eukaryota; Viridiplantae; Streptophyta; Magnoliopsida; Solanales; Solanaceae. The record is from RefSeq and is a predicted model, not a curated record.